AUGGUCCAUGCAAAAUUAACAUCAGGGUAUUUACAUAUACUGGAAAUUUUGAAUGGAUCUAAUUGUGAAGAAAUAUCUGUUCUGAACUUAUCCAACCUGCAUGAAAGUCCUCCCCCAUACCAUCCAUCAAUCAUAAAGCAAUGGGUACAUCGUGUUAAAGGAUUUUCAUCACAGUAUAACUCAACUAGUUGGAGUGCUGAUCAAGUUAUUGGACCACCUAAAGUGUUCCCACAAUAUGGUGACAAUUGUGGAGCUUGGGCUCAGGGCUCAAUAGACAAUAAACAAUUCCUUGAGAUACAGUAUGAAGUUCCUGUGUUGCCGAAGUCUAUAAAUAUAUAUGAAACAUUAAACUCAGGAGCUGUAGUUGCUAUCAAAGUGUUAAACCCAAGCAGUCAGUGGGAUGUACUAUGGAGAAGUAACUCCGCAGAGGUCUUGACCAUCAGUCGAAUUUUUUCACCAUCGUUAAAGGAGGUGAGAUAUACAACAAACACAGUAAGGCUUGAAAUUGACUGUACCGCAGCAGGCAGUUGGUGCGAGAUUGAUGCUGUUGAAUUGAUUGGUCUUAGGGAGGGAGCUGUUGCAUCAGUUGAUGAUACCAUUUUUUUUGAGGAGAUGAGAGGUUUAGUCAACAAUCCAGCAUUUAGUGAUGUGAAGCUCUUCAUCAAUGAUGUUCCCAUUUUUGCACACAAGGCCAUUCUGGCAGCAAGGUCACCUUUUUUCCAUCAGAUGUUGGAGUCUAAAUUGAGUGACACAUUAAGACUUGAGCUAGAUGUGCCUUUAACUGAGAGUGAAAUGCUUGCUGUCAUGUCAUAUAUCUAUACCAACAGAAUACCACAAGAUUGCACCAUCGAUGAGCUAAUGACUUUAUAUAAGUGUUCUGCAGUUUUUGAACUUAAGGAGUUAAAGACAACAGCAUUACAUCGGUUGUUAGCAGUGCUACAGUGCGAAAAUGUUGUCAAUGCUUUUAAGAGAGCUGACCAAGAUGACACAUUAGAUGAUGUAAGAAGCAUAUGUUUGCAUUUUAUGGCAGAUCAUAUAAAAGAUAUGGCAAAUGUUUCAGACUUUGAAACAUUAUCACAAAACAUUUUAGUCAAAGUUUUGCAACUAGCAAUGUCAAAAACAGAGUUAAAUUCUAAUUAGUGCUGAAGAAUAAUUUACUAGUUUAGAUUAUAGUUUUAAUUAGCUUUUUCUGACAGUGAAAUAUGCUUAUUAAAAUUACAUGUUAUUGG
Molecule: messenger RNA, 1229 nt
Organism: Physella acuta
Lineage: Eukaryota; Metazoa; Mollusca; Gastropoda; Physidae
Product: kelch-like protein 8
Molecular function (GO): protein binding
Source: RefSeq, a predicted model, not a curated record